Messenger RNA from Ostreobium quekettii, 876 nucleotides. NCBI's taxonomy places the organism in Eukaryota, Viridiplantae, Chlorophyta, Ulvophyceae, Bryopsidales, Ostreobiaceae. The record is from the annotation of a GenBank genome assembly.
AUGCCGCCGUCAGAGGUGCCAGAUGUUGGUGCGGCCAGCCCUCCACCCACAACCAUGGAUGCAGACACACAGCAGUUCUUCAACAUUGUGGAGCACAUCAAACUGGACAUGCACUCCAUCGGGGAGAAGCAACAGAUGCUGCAGGACAUGCACGAAAAGAGCAAGACCAUAACCAGGUCUGAAGAAAUGAAGAACUUGAGGGAGCAGAUGCAGGACACGAUCAACGCUGUCAGUAAACAGGCACACUCUGUCAAGGCCCAGCUGGAGCAACUGGACAAACUGAAUUCGGCUGCCAUGUACAAGGAUGGGGGUUCCUCUGAGGCCUCGUCCUCCUCUCGUAUGAGAACGUCGAUUACCGCUGGCCUGAAAAAGCGGCUAAAGGACUGCAUGGGUGAGUUCACAAGCCUUCGAAAGCGGGUGCAGCAGGAAUACAGGGAGGUUGUGGAGCGGAGGGUGUUUACAGUGACGGGGCAGCACGCGACGGAGGAGCAGAUCGACCGCAUGAUAGAGACUGGGGACGGGGAGGCGGUGUUCCAGAAGGCCAUUCUGGAUGCAGGAAGGGGCAAGGCCGUGCAAGUGCUGGCUGAGAUCAAAGAGCGUCAGAGGGCUGUGCAGGACUUGGAGCACAGCCUAUUGGAGCUGCACCAGAUUUUUCUGGACAUGGCCGUUCUUGUGGAGGCUCAGGGCGAAAUGCUGGACAAUGUAGAGAAGCAGGUGGAGAAAUCCGUGGCAUAUGUAGAGUCCGCUGUGAAGCAGCUGGUGCAAGCGAAGAAAUCCCAGGACAAAACACGCAGGCUGUACUGCUGCAUGGUCAUAUGCCUGUUGCUUAUCAUUCUUAUUGUAGUCCUUGCGCUUGUCAAGCCAGGCUUCGGUUAA